Messenger RNA from Penaeus chinensis, 1901 nucleotides. Its product is annotated as sphingosine kinase 2-like. The coding region runs from base 24 to 1862 and encodes 612 amino acids. The transcript has 9 exons. Gene Ontology annotation, cellular component: cytoplasm; membrane; intracellular membrane-bounded organelle. The record is from RefSeq and is a predicted model, not a curated record. NCBI's taxonomy places the organism in Eukaryota, Metazoa, Arthropoda, Malacostraca, Decapoda, Penaeidae. Gene Ontology annotation, biological process: sphingosine biosynthetic process.
AUAUCAACCAGAAUAGCUGAAAUAUGCACUCCGUCGUACGCCUGACAACGACGCGGCGUGACCUCCGUCAAGCCAUCUUCGCUCAGCUGUUCAGUCGUCAUUCAGAAGCCAUGGAUCCUGGAUAUAUACCUUCUUCUCUCCCGCUCGAAGGCAAUUUUCAACUCUAUGGACAGAAAAAUGGCCGUUGUGUCGUUAGAUUAGAUCCUUCGGAACUCACGGUGACGAGGGUCGACCAUGACACCAAAGGAGAGAGGCGACAGACGAUAAAAACGGAGGACAUCGUAGGGUGCGUGUGCAUGAAGGGAGGGGAAAAGGAACAGAGAAGACACGUCGCGUUUAUCACCGUCUAUGCCUAUCCCCUCUUCGGUUCCUCCAAGAAGAAGGGAAGGAGGAAAAGAUUGGCCUUGACCAUCGAGGUGGAGGAGAAGGAGUCCUUCGAGGAGAACCUGGAUAUUGCUAACAGGUGGAGGACGACUUUGCUGCAGGUCGCCAGGAGCAGAGGCCAGGUGUGUCAGCAGAUUGACCGCCACAAGAAGCUGCUGGUGCUGAUCAAUCCGAACUCUGGCCCCGGGAAGGCCCUACAGAUCUACAAGAAGCAGGUGGCAGCUCUGUACGGGGAAGCAGAACUGGAGCAUGAAGUUGUGGUCACAGAACGGGCCAACCACGUGUUCGAUUUGGUGCGGACGCUUGACCUCAACCUGUAUGCGGGCUCCGUCAUUAUCUCCGGGGAUGGGCUGCUCUUCGAGUUUUACAAUGGACUCCUCCAGAGGCCUGACUGGCAGCAGGCCAUCCAGUUUCCAGUCGGAAUUAUUCCUGGGGGCUCGGGGAAUGGUCUCGCUAGCUCCAUAGCUCACUGGCAGGGUGAACCCUACCUGGCCAAUCCCGUCCUAGUGUCCACCCUCAACCAAGUCUGUGGCCGUGUGUCGCCCAUGGACCUGGUUCUUGUGCAGACACCAGAGGGAAAAAAAACCUUAUCGUUUCUCUCCCUUGGUCUGGGACUUCUCUCCGACAUCGACAUCGAGAGCGAAAGACUCCGUAGUUUAGGGGAAACGAGAUUUACCAUUUGGGCAAUUGCGAGAUGGGCAAAUCUGAGGAAAUACAAAGCCACCAUCUCCUUCCGACGGGUGAAAGGCAGGAAUGCGAACUUCCACAAGAUAAGACCUGUGCUUGAGCGAUCACAGACUGUUGAGGAGGAGCAGGCCACAGAAACCACAGGCACUCAUGAACGGCUCCUGCGUAGUAGUAGCACAAUGCCCGAGACUUCACGGCUAAGCAACUCGUCCUUCGACCUGACCUCAUCCCUUGUGAAGGUGGAGUGCAACCCAGCUGGCCAGCAACAGGAGAUUGAGGUUGGGGAGGAAGUCCUCGACCAGGAAAGUCGGGUCAACCACAACCAGGGAGCAGUAGAGAACCACAACAAGAGCAAUGGAAACCCAGAGGUCAGCAGAAGAGCGGAGGAGGAAGAGGAUUUCAAACUCCCAGAAUUCUCAGAAACUCUCCCUCAUGACUGGGAGACCAUUGAAGGUGAAACAAAGAAUAUAACUUCACUGUGGUAUAUGCAUGCUAUCAGAGCCACAUAUCAAGUGAUGCAACCUUUAGCCCCCAGUGCUACACCUAAUGAUGGCAUUAUCUGGCUACUCCUUGUGCGGGGGAAUGCAACGAAAGCGAAUGUGCUAAAGUUCCUCCUGGGCCUGGACGGCAGCCACCUCAACAUCCCUGGUGUCGAGCUGAUCCCCGUGGAUGCCAUGAGAGUCAUCCCACACACUGCCAAGGGAACCCUGACUGUGGAUGGAGAGGUCAUACCAUGGGGCCCCAUCCAGGCUAACAUGCUUGCAGGGAAGGGGAAGAUCAUAACGAGAUAGGAGAGAGGUGGACUUCCUCCUCCUUGAGAGGGGAGGGGG